AAUUUCAUUUGGACAAGUGUUGUCUAAUAGAUAUAUCCUUUUACAUUCAAUGAUAUCAACAGACCCUCGGUGUAUUUUGUCAAAAAGAAAUGGUCAAUGGAGCCUAGACAGCAGCUCACAGAACUCCACCAUUUACAAAGCAAAUAAACAAAUGAAGAAUAUCAACACUGGAGCACCCACCCAAACAAAAUAGCGCUUCCACAAGGAAGAGGCUACAGGACAGUGUUUACAAAAUCCUCAUUAAGGAAGUUGUGAGAUAACACACGCUCAUGUGCAUCACACAAAGUUGAAGGCACGCACGCACGCACACACACACACACACACACACACACACACACACACCAGCAGAGACCAUAAGCACUGAGCAAUGCAGAGCCCACCAUAUCAUAGAUAAGGGACAGAAAGAAAGAGCUGGGAAGAAGAGAGCAGAGCACAGAGAGAGACUGACAGAGUUGAGGACACAACAGAGAUGACUCGGACGGACAAAGCCAAGCAUCGGCCACCCUGUCACCGGAACUGCAGCCCUGUUGCAAAGGACAUCAAAAGGUGUGCAUGAGAAUAAAUGCUGUGAGCUCUGGAAGAGAGCAGUCGGAAUACAAACUGCAGAGACGCUCACACUGGUCAGUGCAAGGGUCAACAACAUUACUACCAUGGAACCAGAACUUUCUUAGCCUGCAGAUGAGCUGACCACAAUUUAAGUUAACCUUUGGAUUAAGGCGUUCAGUUAUCACAUAAUUUUGUCUUACUGCAUCAGCUCAUCUAUAGACAAUCCCAGGCGGCAUACAAUAGAAAGCUGCAGACAGUUUUUCCCAUGGCGAGCAUUUGGGUCUCUCAACUGGGAACCAUCUGCAGCUCCAAGACUUUGCUCUUGGUGUUUUCCAUCCUGCUGAGCCAGGGGCCUCUCUGUGGACAGAGCAGCCCGAUCUCCAACACCCAUCAGAGGCAUCGCUCUGCUCCGGUGCUUGGAGGGGUGGUGGAUCCGUCACUGCUGGAGCAGGACAACAACAUGAACAUGCAGAGCCUGCUGGAGAGUCUGAAGGAACAGUUUCUGCGGACUUUCAACUUGUCUGGCUUGAGUCCUCCUCCCCUGCCUCCUGGAAGCACACGAGAAGAGCCACCUGAGUACAUGAUGGAGCUCUACAACCGCUUCGCUAAUGACCGCACCGCCAUGCCCACCGCCAACAUCAUCCGCAGCUUCAAAAAUGAAGAUUCAUCUCCCAGUGUUGUGGGAGUUGGAGGAGUGAGGCGUCACCCACUCCUCUUCAAUGUGUCUGUCCCCCAUCAUGAACGCAUCACAGCAGCUGAGCUUCGCCUCUAUACCCUUGUCCAGACUGACCGCCACCUCUAUGCCGGUGUUGACCGCAAGGUCACUAUCUACGUAGUGGAAUCGCAUGACGGAGAUGACAACAUGACUGAUGAGAACACUGUGAGAGGCGAUGGAUUCAGAGGAGGAGGAGAGCGGCUAGAGCUGGUGGAGUUGGUUUCACGACAAGUCUAUAGCACUGAUAAUGGCUGGGAGGCCUUUGACCUCACUGCUGCUGUUGAACUUUGGCGUAAAUCUGACCUUGGCACCACGCACCGGUUGGAAGUGCACAUUGCCAGCAUGGCUAAUGAAGAUAAUGUUCAAGGUGUGACAGAGGACAACAAAGACAGGAAUCCACCUGAAGGGUACAUGAAGAUUGACACCAGCUCUGAGGAAAAACACAAACCUCUGCUGAUUGUUUUCUCUGAUGACCAAAGUAGUGAUCACCGUGAUGACAAGCGCGAGCUGAACGAGAUGAUUGACCAUGAAACCUCUAACAUGGUUCUCCAGAACGACUUGGGGACAGGCCUGAAUGGGCUGUGGGGGGAGCUGGGGAGGGACAGGGAUGAGGGAGAUGAAGAAGCUGAACCAGAUGAAGAGGACCUCAUCCAAAUGCGCUCCAAUCUGAUCUACGACACAGCAUCCCGCAUUCGUCGCAAUGCCAAGGGAAACCACUGCAAGAAACAAUCUCUGUACGUAGAGUUCAAAGAUAUUGGAUGGGACAGUUGGAUCCUGGCACCCACUGGUUACGAUGCCUUUGAGUGCACCGGCCUAUGUUCCUUCCCACUGACAAAGCACGUCACACCCACCAAGCAUGCCAUUGUCCAGACAUUGGUCAACAUUAACAGUCCUCAGAAGGCGGCACGAGCUUGUUGCGUGCCCACCAAGCUGGACCCCAUCUCCUUGCUGUACCUGGAUGACACAGGUGUGGUCACCUACAAGUACAAGUUUGAAGGCAUGGUGGUGGCUGAGUGUGGCUGCAGAUAGUCCAAGCUUGGAGAGAGUUUAACUCUUCGUAAAGUCUUACAGUGAGAGGAAAGACACAGAACUUAUUAUUAAUAAGCUGAAAAGGAGAUAAGGCAAAACUGUCUUCAACAAAUGGACAAAUGUUGGAAUCUCUGUAAGGGUUACUCAGUGAGAUUGGAAGUGCACAGUCACUAUUCAUGAAACUAUUUGAGCUCCAAAUGGAUGGGUGUGGACAAAUAUAUGUUUUAAACAGCAAAACAGAAAUAAGUACUUCAUCUUACAUGGCCAAAGCCAUGAAUAUCAGUUGCCAUCUCAUCUUUCAGACAGUGUGAGAGAGACAGUGUAUCAACAUGUUCCCAUUAGUGAUGCCAAGGUGUGUCCUCAUACCCACAAGAAUAAAAAGGCACAAGAUUUCCCAAAGGACUGAACCAAGCACAUCCUACAGUAUGUGCGGCCUGGUGGGAACUUGUGGGUCAGUUGUCCCCCUCCCUCUCACAUCUCUCUUCCUCUCCACUUAUCUCUGGCCUCCCCACUCGAUGCAAACACUAAUCAGCACUUCAUGUGUCCUGGCGCAGUGAAAUGACCUCCAUGAGGCAACCUGACAACACAUGAACUCUCCAGGCCCACCUCCUGUAGCCUCCUGAUACGUAGGCGCUGUGCAGGGGUCCUAGUGGCAGGGUUAUCUAUCCCAACCCUAUUUCCCACUUCACAUGCCUCUUUUCCACUCCCCUUAGCUACAGCGAUAGCAAGGUGUGGGGGGUUGAGAAACAUGUAUGCCACCACUCAGGCUGGAGAACUGGACGCCAUUCUGAGCAACUUUUGAGGUGGUGGGAUGGGGGAGUGGGACAGGACAAGGGGGCAGGGGUUGUCCACAUUCCUAGGCAACAAACACUCUUAACUGACUCAACUCACUGACCUAGCAUCAUGUGACCCUAACAUGUCUCUGACUCCUCAGUUGAGUCGUUCAUCACUUUUAUGGUAAAAAUUGCCUUUUUGGACAGUUAUUAUCUAAAGGUUAAAAUCAAGAGUGGAAAAAGGGGGCACCUUGUUGUGUUCCCUUUCCCAAAGGAAAUACAGUUACAGAAAUGCAGUUUCUUUUGUUAAAAGCCUUUUGAUACCUCUGCUGCUUGUGUCAAAUAAAAGACUAUUUAUUGUUCUAAUUUAUUAAUUUUUACAACAGAGUAGAUAACUAUAUAUGUAAAUUUGUAAGUUACUUAGUGUAGAGCAGGUUUUGUAUCUGUGACAAUGCAUUUGCAGCACAAAAUUAAUUUUCUUGGGAAGAGAAAUGGUGACAAUUUCUAAAACAAUAAAGAACUACUUAACAAAUCCUAAAAGAGUCUCCUUAACUAUUAAUUAUUCACUGAUCCUUACUGUUUCAGAAAGUUUACACACCAUGUUAUUCAAAAUGUCAUGAGGAUUAUCUCAUAUCAAGAUAAACAUAAAUAUAUGGAGCUAAAAUGCCACACUGAUGUUGUUUUUCACAAUUAAUUGCACAUGUUCUAUUUUCCACAUAACAAUUGUCAAUCAAAGCAUCUUGGUCUAUCAACUUUCCUUUCCAUUACUUUAGGAAGAAGCUGCUAGACCAAUGAUACAAUGCAUUGCUAACAUUCAGAUCAUUCAGUCCGACAGUAUCAGCUCACAGGUCAUAGUUCAUACAUGACACACAAACAAAGAACCAUGGGAAACUGAGUGGAAGACCCGCUAAUGAACAAAAUGGAUGGCCUGCUGCACACACUGACAGCUAGCAGAUGCAGACAGCUGUGAUGGAAAACCUGUUUGUGAAGAGAAAAUGUGAACAAAAACCGAACAAAGAUCUGGACUCCAAUAUCUCUUUCUGUUCUCACUAAAUUUUCUAUGAAUGUUAAACUAGAUCAUUGAGCAUUGUGUUGUUCUUUUCAUGUAUCAACACACAUUGAAGAUAAAUAAAGGAUACAGAUCAGA
This is a messenger RNA of Siniperca chuatsi (mandarin fish), 4210 nucleotides long. It is a transcript of the gene bmp10, whose product is annotated as bone morphogenetic protein 10. Gene Ontology annotation, biological process: SMAD protein signal transduction; BMP signaling pathway. Gene Ontology annotation, cellular component: extracellular region. The coding region runs from base 812 to 2290 and encodes 492 amino acids. Gene Ontology annotation, molecular function: growth factor activity; cytokine activity. The record is from RefSeq and is a predicted model, not a curated record. The transcript has 2 exons. Lineage: Eukaryota; Metazoa; Chordata; Actinopteri; Centrarchiformes; Sinipercidae.